AUGGCCAAGUUAUCUAACCAGAAAACCACUGCAAAAAAUAACAUUAUUUCUAACGCUAAUGCAGCUAAUAACACUACAGUCACAAAGGUGAAACGAACCAGGAGAAGUGUCCCAAGAGACUCCCCUCCUCAACGUAGCUCGAUUUAUCGAGGGGUCACCAGGCACCGGUGGACCGGCCGAUAUGAGGCUCAUUUGUGGGAUAAGAAUUGCUGGAAUGAAUCACAGAACAAGAAGGGCCGCCAAGUUUACCUUGGAGCAUAUGAUGAUGAAGAAGCUGCAGCACAUGCUUACGACUUAGCAGCACUUAAAUACUGGGGUCAAGAUACCAUUCUCAACUUUCCGUUAUCGACAUAUCCGAAAGAAUUGAAAGAAAUGGAGGGCCAGUCAAGAGAGGAAUACAUUGGAUCAUUGAGACGGAAGAGCAGUGGUUUUUCUCGGGGAGUUUCUAAAUAUAGAGGUGUUGCUAGACAUCAUCACAAUGGAAGAUGGGAAGCUCGAAUUGGACGAGUCUUCGGCAACAAGUAUCUCUAUCUCGGGACUUAUGCUACCCAAGAAGAAGCCGCAACAGCGUAUGACAUGGCGGCCAUAGAGUACCGUGGGCUCAAUGCUGUCACAAACUUUGACCUCAGCCGUUACAUCAAAUGGCUAAAGCCUAAUGGCCCUAACAACAACAUUUCUGGUCAGACUAACCCUAAUGUGGAGGCUAUAUUGCCCAAUGUGACCCAAAACCCUAAUGAUCAAGAACGUGGACUUGGUUUCUUCAACAACCUUGCAUACAGCCCUGGAGAAACCGUAGUGACCACUCAGCUGCCUAGACCAACAACUGCAACAUCAGCUCUGGGGCUCCUGCUUCAGUCAUCAAAGUUCAAGGAGAUGAUGGAAAUGACGACGGCCACCGACUCCAUAUCAUCGCAGCCGGAGCUGGACACGCCGCAGUGCACGUUUCCCGAUGACAUACAGACGUACUUCGACUGCCAAGAAUCGAGUAGCUACGGUGAGGGAGAUGAUCUUAUCUUCAGUGAGCUCAAUUCAUUCAUGCCACCCAUGUUUCAGUGCGACUUCACCACUUAGAGGAGCAUGUUUGGUGGUUUAAUUUACUCUCUUUUGCAAUCUUAUUCACAUUAGGGUUCUUCUUUUUUUUAUUUUUUUUAAUGUGAAUACGCAUGGAACGGACGUCCAUGUCUAGAACAAUGAUGCACACAAAAGAUACGAUUCUUUUGCAUCGUGAAAAUUCACUAUUGAUCAUCAUCAUGUGGGAGCAAGGGUAGGCUAAUUAUUA
Molecule: messenger RNA, 1279 nt
Organism: Prunus dulcis (almond)
Lineage: Eukaryota; Viridiplantae; Streptophyta; Magnoliopsida; Rosales; Rosaceae
Product: AP2-like ethylene-responsive transcription factor At1g16060
Exons: 8
Coding region: 1-1071 (356 amino acids)
Biological process (GO): regulation of DNA-templated transcription
Molecular function (GO): DNA-binding transcription factor activity; DNA binding
Source: RefSeq, a predicted model, not a curated record